Messenger RNA from Lethenteron reissneri (Far Eastern brook lamprey), 2908 nucleotides. RefSeq lists its product as uncharacterized. NCBI's taxonomy places the organism in Eukaryota, Metazoa, Chordata, Hyperoartia, Petromyzontiformes, Petromyzontidae. The record is from RefSeq and is a predicted model, not a curated record.
UCAGAAGUCCCCACUCAAGUUCAAGGCGUUGCUGGUAAAAUCUGCGUCCGUUUUAACAAUAAAUCUCCGUUGAAUAGAUUUUUACAUUCCUUGAUACGGCAACGUGAAAUCAAAAGCUUGUCAAUACAAUUCCGAACUUAAUGAAUCUAUUUUAAUAAAUCGAAACCCGGUUCGUUAAUAACGGAUUCUGCCAUUAAUGUUUGCUCGGACGCCACGGAUUUCUCCCGGAUAAAUAGAGAUUCUGAUUCUUGACGUUUAAAGCAAUUUAAAAAAUCUAACGCCAUUCGAAGUACAGUACUGCAACGGAAAAAUCGAAACGAAUCGAGGUAACAAUUUUAAUUACGAAUCGAUCCAUUCCUCCUUAUAACAAGCGGAGGAAUCGAACCCCCGGCAAACCAAUCACGAUUUCCUAGGAAUCGAUUCUGGUGGCGUCACGUGGUGGGGGGGGGGGGGAAGCUUCAUUUUUGGCGGGAGAAGCGAAAAGUGAAAGUGGAGGAGGCUCCCAACGCCGCCUUCUCCCCUCGCGAUGGAGCCUCUGCAGCCGCUGAGGCGGCCCACAACGCGCCCUCUGAGCACGAGAGAGCCCACGCAACGAAAAUUUAAUUUUGCUGUGCAAGAACAACUACAGGUGGAGGAGGAACCUCCAGACACUGAUGCUGUGGAAAAGUCUCCGACAAGACAAAGUGCUCAUUUGGAGAAGCAGCUAUUUGUGUCCACCAACGAUGAGAAUGGCUCGAUGGCUCUGAUGCUGCCCAGCACACAGGACUACUCUGAAGAAGUAGUUAUGAUUCGGCACUCUGACCGCCACGACCCGAGUUUGAUUCCUGGUCGGGGAAGACUAUUCCCGUACGUCCGAUUAGAACGAUUGACUGCACACGGUUUGAAAGAAGUUCUCCAUACAGACUUCGCAAGGCCUGCAAAGUCAAAGACUAACACAAGUCAUCCAGAAUCCAAGAUAUCAUUGAAGAUAACCCCACAAAUUAUUCCAGAAGAUGAUGCUACCACUAGAAGUGCUCAGAAAGUACCAACCGCGGAAUUAGAAAGUCCAAACCUAAAUAAUUCUGAAAACAGCCCCGUUGGAACCACAAAUCAAGAUGGUGAAGCUAUGGAGGAAAAUCCUUCAGAGAGCCGAGGUUCAGAGUCACAAACUGUACAGCCAACUCCUCCGGAUAAUGAUGAAGUUGUUGGUGAAAGUGAUCGUGACAGUGAUGAAGGUGACCUUGAAAAUGUGCAGGAAAACCUGCCAGACCUUGAAAGCCCGCCGGACCUUGAAAGCCCAGAUCAGGAGCAUUCUCGGGAAUCUGAGAUUCAGGAGGAGGAGGAGGCGGAAGAAAUGGAAGGUGUUGGAACUUUGAUACCACAUGGACAUUCUUCGAAAAAAGCCAGAAUCUUAGAAGAGGAAGUAGAACAGGAAGACGAAGAAGACAGCGAAGUUGAUAUUUCCAUUGAAACAUUUUUGGAAAAACGAGUUUCACAAAAACAUGGACUGACCUCGCAGACACCUACCAACUUCGGACACAAAUCGGGCACCCAGUCCUUGCACAGCGGCCCGGCACGACGCUCCGUUGCGGUGCAGCAGCUGCAGCCACAUCAGCCCAACACUUUGGAGAAACUGCGCCCACGGAGAACCAGGGACCACCCCGGCAGUGCAGGGAGAGCUUCGAUGAUCAAACUGCGCACUGUGCGAGUGUGUGUAGGAGAACGAAAGAGAGGAGUUCGCCAACUCACCGCGCUUGAUGUCAUCCUCACCUACAUACACAACGUCCUUGAGUCCUACAUGGAGGAGGUGACAUCUCAAGUGUGCGUUACUUUCCUUCAAGAGCUUCAUAAGAACUUGCAGGUGGAAUUUAAUAAAUUGGCUCUUAAACGUCAAGAAUGGAAGCAUCUGAAUUCCAAGUUACGCCGGGUUGAGUUGGAUUUGGUGAGAAUUCGCAAGAGGAGACUCGCAAUGAGGAUGGAGAAAGAGAGGCUCCGGCAGGAGGCUUUGGAGUUGGGGGAGAUACGGGACCUGGCCCUGGCUGACGCCGCCACAACUUUAGAGUCUCUUUCCAACUUUUACAAAACGGAGAAAGAGACACGGGGACAGAGAAGGCACGGGGAAGAGGAGGAGGAAGAGGAGGAACUGCCUUCCUCCCUCUCGUCUCUUCUCGUAGAUGCUCACCUUGUCCUCUCUGGGGCUCAAAACCUCGCCUCCAUGAACGCUCGCCUGGAGGAUAAACUCAGUACCCGCUGAGCUUCCCGUUUCUCCUCCACUCUAAUCCUGCUGAUGAAUCAGCAGUUUCGGAAAAAUCCGCAAUCGCAAAAGUAAAACUUCAUCAUCUACAGCGAUAGCCUCAAGAAAAACAUGAGCAACAUCAUCAGCAACAGGAGUAGCAUCGCAAAGACAAAGAUCCCCCGUAUAGCCGUAAUGGACAGUUGGAGCAAGUGCUGUUAGCGAACACCUAUGAAGGCUGCCACGACACAUGAGGGUGGGUGGCCAACGCCAUGCCCCGCUACCUUCGUCUCCCUCGUGGUGAUGUUUACACACCGUACCAGGUACAGGAGUAACUUGGGUCUGCGGGUGUUUUGCAAGAUGAGCAAAUUUUUUAAAUAAAUAUUAAUUUGAUAAACGAGCGAGGUCUUGCAAUACGAGUAGUACGUGCAUACGCUUUGUCUGCCGAGCAUCACAUGAUCACAACUGAUAUACGAGUGAUUUGGAUUACAAACACGUUUCAGGAACGUAUUAUGCUCGCAAUCCAAAAGUUUCACUGUACUUAUUUGAGGCUAAGUUGACCGAGGUGAGGCCCAAUACCAGUUGAGAUAAUUGUCACUGGUGUCGACCGUGAGCGGGAAUCAAACCUAGGACCCAGGUUUGUAGCAAAGCGCACUAACCGCUACGCCACCGCUCCCCGCAAGUAGCAUCGCACAU